AUGAAUAUCAGCAGGAUUUGGAACAGCUGCUCUACUCGUAGAGUUCCUCUCACAUUCUUCAAAACAAAGUUAUUACCUCCAUCGUGUCUUCUUCAACGUCAUUAUACCACAGUCAUGGGCAUAGAAACAAGUUGUGAUGAUACUGGUGUUGCAAUCGUUGAUGAUCAAGGUCGUUUGUUAGGCGAUGCUUUACAAUCGCAGUCAUCAAUUCACAAGCCUCUCGGUUGGGGAAUUCAUCCUGUAACUGCUGCCCAACUGCAUGAACGCAAUAUCCAUGCAGUUGUACAAUCGGCAUUGCAUAAAAGCAAUUUAAAAAUUGAGGAUAUACAUACAAUCGCCACAACUGUUGGACCUGGAUUAGCCUUCAGUUUAAAUGUCGGUUUAGAUUAUAGCAAGAAGCUAUUACAACAGCACAAUAAGAGAUUCAUAGCUGUUCAUCACAUGGCUGCUCAUGCAUUAACUGUUCGUAUGCUAAAUCCUAUCGAAUUUCCCUAUUUAGUCUUACUGGUAUCCGGUGGUCAUUGUAUCCUGGCUGUUGUUAAUGGUCCUUGCGAAUUUUAUCGCUUAGGCUCUACAUUGGAUGAUGCCCCUGGUGAAGUCUUCGAUAAGGUUGCUCGAACGUUAGAAUUACAUACUCAUCCCGAAGUAGGCGACAUUGCAGGAGGUCGAGCUAUCGAAAUAGUUGCAAAAUUGGGAGAUGAGAAAGCUUUUAAACUACCUCACAUUAUGGCUGGCGUGCGAAACUGCAAUUUUUCAUUCGCCGGAUUCAAGUCUGCAGUAAAUGCUCACUUAAAAAGAGUAUCUUUCGCUUCACUAAGCGAUUGGGAUCAACAAAAAAUGACGAUAGCCGCUAACAUGGCUGCCUCAUUUCAGUAUUAUCUAACGUGGCACAUUGCUAAACGUGUUCGUCGUGCAUUGGUUUUCUGUAAAACCUUCAAUCCGAAAUGUCGAACUUUGGUAAUAUCCGGAGGUGUUGCUUGUAAUAAUUAUAUAAGAAAUGAGCUCGAUAAAUGUGCUACAGCAUUCGGAUUCCAGCUUGCCUGUCCUCCGCCGUAUUUGUGUACUGAUAACGGAAUUAUGAUUGCCUGGGCUGGUGUAGAACAUCUUAAAUCCAACACUGCGACAAUUUUAAACCCCCAAUCUGUUAUAUAUCAACCCAAAUGGCCUUUAGGUGUCGAUCUAUCAGAUAGAGUUGCAAAAUCCAAUAUUAAAGUCUAG
Trichoplax adhaerens is the source of this 1218-nucleotide messenger RNA. RefSeq lists its product as uncharacterized. Bases 1 to 1218 code for a protein of 405 amino acids. The record is from RefSeq and is a predicted model, not a curated record. Lineage: Eukaryota; Metazoa; Placozoa; Uniplacotomia; Trichoplacea; Trichoplacidae. Gene Ontology annotation, cellular component: mitochondrion. The transcript is spliced from 10 exons. Gene Ontology annotation, biological process: tRNA threonylcarbamoyladenosine modification.